This is a messenger RNA of Nematocida ausubeli, 1638 nucleotides long. RefSeq lists its product as uncharacterized. The coding region runs from base 1 to 1638 and encodes 545 amino acids. Gene Ontology annotation, cellular component: plasma membrane. The record is from RefSeq and is a predicted model, not a curated record. The transcript has a single exon. NCBI's taxonomy places the organism in Eukaryota, Fungi, Microsporidia.
AUGCAUCUUUGGAAAAGAAAGGAAGAGCUCAUUGAAUUCGCAGACCCAGUGCCCAUUGCGUCUAAUUUUCUUCCACUCGCAUACACAACUAAUAUAGAUAAGAGGAGAGUGGAGAUAGUUGGAACAAACCAGUCCCGGAAUAGAAUAAUUGUCAUCUCAAAGGAAGGGGACCACUACCAAAUAGAAAAUACAAUAAGCACAAGCGUAUCAGUGGACUACAUUGCAUCCACAGACAUACUGAAAAAUGAAGGAAGAGAGUAUCUUGUCUUUUCCAAAAUUGAAAAGGGCUUCAGAAUAUUCACUGUCGAUUCCUAUGGGCAGGCAACUCCAAUUGGCUCCUCAGACAUGAUGCCAUUCCUUGUAACACACACAGGCGUAAAUCCCUUUUUAUUCACACAGUUAGACGGGAAGACGCACUUUCUUGAUAUACUUGAGAAGAAGACGUACCCUAGUACAUCACCCUUUGGAAUUCUUCGGAAAAAUCACUCUUCUGGGUUUGUGGAUAUCUCUGGGAAUGGAGUAGCAAACUUAGUCUUGGACACAGUGAAAAAUGGAAGGAGAGUGCUUGAGGUAUGGGACAUGGACAAUGGCAAAUACACUCUAGAAGGAUCUCUUGAGAUUUCAGGUGACUCUGGUCCCAUUACAUUCGGAGACUUCACUGGAACUGGUUCCGUGGAUAUCAUGUACCUUACGAAUAACCCUCCUGCAAUAAAUAUAAUCCCAAACAGACGACCACCCUACUGCACUAACUUAGUGAAAAAUAACUGCCUAAAUAAGCACAGUAUCAUGUACCCAGCAGAAGUCCAUGGAUACAGCAUUGAGGAUAAGAUUGUAUACCCAGUCCCUGGCAUCUCUGAGUUCAGCUUAUACAACGCGAAUGGUCCUGUCUUCCCAAGUAUAAUGGAUAUCAACAGCAACACAUACCCAGAUAUAUUGACAGUUGCAAGACCUAGCUCACAUGAUUCCUUGCAGCCUAUGCUAUUUCUUAACACGGAAGGAAAAGGAUUUGAAAAUGAAGAUGUCUUCUCAGAGCACUCUAGUUAUUUGAGUAAUGUUUCCUUCUACAGAGAGAAUCCGGGAAUGUGGACAGUCUUGGAGACCAGAGUGAUAAAUGGAGUAUCCAGCUUGUAUGCGUAUAAGAAUAAUUCAGAUAUAUCUGGGUACCAUCUGAGUAUAUCUACAACCAUAAAGACACCUGCACUAACUACGUCUGCAGUUGGGGCCAGUCAUGCCUGCAGAAUCACUGAGACAGGAAAGGUAAUUGUUGGCUUCCAUCCACCGCAGACAGGAUAUGCGGCCCUUCAGUCUCCUGUGAUUACAAUGGGCCUAGGGACCACAAAUGUCUUUGUUAGUUCAUUUCACUCCAGGAUACCCAGUCCAGACUACCAAACUGGAUACAUCCAGGACAAAAUAGUUCCAAACUCUGUGCUUGUAGUGGAGGUGUCACCAGAAAGGAAAAAGCUGCAGACCUCCCUUCACCUUAAUACAAAUGCAUACUGGCCCAUAGCAAUUCCCAUUAUUCUUACUAUUCUAUUUAUCCUUGUGGUUAUAACUGCCCACUUCUCCCUCAAGGCCAGAAAGUACAGGAAAUACAGUACACGAAAGACCAGAUAUGAUGUUACAUUUCGUGCUUUAUAA